CACCUGGUACACUGCUGAAUCAAUCAAAGUGGAAAAAGAAGAAGAAGACAGCUUACAAAACACAACAAUGUUCAAAUUUCUGGAGAAAGAGUAGAGAAGUGUAUUCUGCUCAUCUGAUCAGUUUGCAAGUACAUAAUAUUAUGGCAAUAUGAGUCGAGAUUACUGAAUCACCAUGCUUUUCUCUCGACCGCUGAGGCAACUUUUGCCGGUGAAGGUGCUAGGGAGACUAAUCGGCUACCUGCUCACAGUCUUGUUGACAGUGAUAGUCGUCAUCAUUCUAUCCCAGUUUGAUUUCAGCAAGGCACUUGGACAAGGACACGUCCAUGGCCAUAGAAACCAUGGUGUCGAGCGACGUGGCGCUGGUGCAGCACCAAACAACACACAGCGCCAGCCGGCCCACACUGGCGCUGCACCUAAGCCAAGCAGUGCACCGGGUGCUGCUGCCAUUAUCCAGCACCUUGGCACAACGCUGGCCCGGGCUGCCAUGACAACUGUAGCUGCCACGAAACGUGUAGCUGCCACUGCUGCGGCGCCUGCAACUACUGCGGCAGUGACUACAGGGGGAGCGGCUGGUUACGAAUCCAAAUACGCUCCCCCGCCGGGUGGCUGCAAGGAAAUGAAGAAGAUGAUCGUCCUGCACUGGGAUCCGCAUUGGGAUUGGCAUAGAAAUCCGAAUGGUUUAAAGGAGUUCAUGGAUUGUGAAAAGUCGAAAGUCAACCGCUGUAUCACCUGGUACACGACCAGUGACCGCUCUUUCACCAGCAAAGCUGACAUCAUCGUGGCUCACGAUUGGUCGGGCUAUCCCGCUCUGCCUGAGCGCGCGUUUCCCACGCAGCUGUUCAUGUACAUGACCAUGGAGAGCCCGUACAGCGGCUUCAGCUCGCAGCAUCUGCAGCACCUCUUCAACCUGGAGUACAAGUACAUGCUGUCGAGUCAUGUGCGAGCGGCGUACAUCCCCAUCGGUGAAAAGAGCUUCACGGAGAUCCAUGGAGCGUCUCACUUCAGCUUCAAACAAAAGGUUGCGAAUGCCGUCUCAUCUCUCGUGUCGAACUGCGGUGGAUUCGUCCCACGCUCGGAUUUCAUGCGUGACCUCAACGAGCAAGUACCUAUCCACGGCUUUGGUCGGUGCUUCCACAACCAUGAGCUCUCGAGCUACCAUGACAUCAGUACCCUAGAGAAAUACAAGGUGGCCAUGGUGUUUGAGAAUUCGCUCUGUUACGACUACGUGACGGAGAAGUGGUGGCGUGCCUUGACCCAGGCCACUAUCCCGCUGGUGACGAGCAACGACCGUGUGCCGGACUACACCAAGUACGCACCUGACUUGAACUGCUACCUCGACUAUGGCCGAUUCAAAGACAUGGCAGCCCUCGCCACCGAGAUCAAGAAGAUCAUGAAUGAUGAGGAGGUGUAUAACAAGUAUAUGGCGUAUCGCACGUGGCCAGAGGAAAAGUUCAACCCGGUCUUCCGCAAGCACUUCUCGAGCUCAAGCUGUGCAGAUUUCUGCCGCCUGGGUCAGAAGAUGCUGGACCCUGUAGAGAUGGACAAGCUGGUGAAGCGACGUAAUCCCAAGGACGAAUCUUGUCGCCCACACGGUAUUCUCCACUAGGCAACAGUGCCGGUGCUCUCAACUGGUCAACAGUGCUGACUACUGUAUUAUGGAACAGGAAUGUCCCAGGCCCUAUACUACGGUGAGCCAAGGAGUCUCCUGGCUUUGUCAUGCUGCUGAAACAUGGUUCUAUGCUGUAUUCGUCUUAAACGUCUAGCCCGUUGCCGACGACAGUACAGCUCCGCAGCAGAUGGCUAAGCAGGCGACAGUCAGCGUGUGCUUACUUGUCACCCAGCUAACCGUUCGCCCGGAUAUCUUCAUCGAACCUCUGUCAUUCUUCUAGAUUCCCGCUGAGUAUUUAUCGUCCCUCUCUCUCCUCUCUCCUUCGCCAGCUGACAGCAAACCGCCAUCGUCGUCUCGAUGGAUGCAUGGCUGCGACAUUCCUUUCUACGCUGAUUACUAAUCACCGAACGCGGAUAAGCGCCUGGUGCAGAAAUCUUUCCCCCAUUAUCACACUCCUACUGCCCGCGCUGUCAUUUGCCAUGGCUGAAACGGGGACGAACAAACUAACAUGUAUAUAAUAAAUAAUACUAGAUACAUUGUAUAUAAUCCAGGACCGAAGGUACUUGAACUAUCUGACUGUGUACAUCAUGUGCCGUGUUUCCCUACUUGCUGUACAAGGUCCUAUUUUAUGGUCUUUUUUUCAUUUUGUUUUUAAACUGGGCUUUUUCUACAAGUAAUGGCUUUUGGAUAUGUGACUGGUUCGAAGAUCAGGAAUGCUAAUUGUAUUACGUUAA
Molecule: messenger RNA, 2343 nt
Organism: Sycon ciliatum
Lineage: Eukaryota; Metazoa; Porifera; Calcarea; Leucosolenida; Sycettidae
Product: alpha-(1,3)-fucosyltransferase 7-like
Exons: 7
Coding region: 173-1606 (477 amino acids)
Cellular component (GO): membrane
Molecular function (GO): alpha-(1->3)-fucosyltransferase activity
Source: RefSeq, a predicted model, not a curated record